CCCAGGAUAGGGGCGGAGCUACUCUGGCAAGAUGGCUGAGCAGCUCUAGAGCAGGGGAGGAGGAGGAGUAGCUGCUGCUGCGGCAACCAGUGCCCUGUUCCGGAGGAGUCGGUGGGCGGGGCUUGAGGGUGCUCUGGCCCCAGGUCCCCCUGCCCUCGGCUGCUGCUCCUGCGGGUCCGCGGGGCCCGAGCCGCCCGGCCAUGGCGGUGACGGCGGCUCUGUCGGUGGCGGCGGCGGCCGCGGCCCUGUCCGGCAUGGCGGUGCGGCUCUCGCGCCUGGCGGCGACCCGCGGCUCCUACGGCGUCUUCUGCAAGGGGCUCACGCGCACGCUGCUCACCUUCUUCGACCUGGCCUGGCGGCUGCGCCUCAACUUCCCCUACUUCUACAUCGUGGCCUCCGUCAUGUUCAACGUGCGCCUGCAGGUGCGGAUCGAGUGAGCGCGGGGCCGCGGGCCCCCCAGGAGGGCGCCGCUCCCGCCCCCCGCCCCCCGCCGCAUGGGGGCCGGCCGCGCCGCCCGGGUCUCCGGGUCGCGGCGCGGGAAGGAGGGCGGGUGGCCCGGGUCCCUGGCCCCCGGGGCUCCCCGACAGGACGCUGGCCACUGAGCCACCCGGCCACCCGACCCCGGACCCGGUCGGCCUGGUGCGCAUCGCACAAACACGGACAAAGCGGACCCUUCCCUGGGCUCCGGAAAAUCAGCUGUUACCUCACGUUGGCCAAAGGGGGAACCAGACAGAAAUGCUCCUGCGGGCCCUGCUUUGACCGGUCUCACCAAAAAGGAACCAGUGUUUGCAGCCAGUGACUCGCCCCCUCUCUGGCCUCAUCGACAGUCAAAUCUGUGCCCAAGGACCCCCUGCCCCCAGAGCUUCCUGGCAGCAGCCGAGUGAAGAGCCUGGCUGAGGAGAAGAUCAAGGGCCUGCCCGGCAGAGGCCCGAGGCUCGGAUCCCCCACGCCCAGGAUCACACAGGAGACUGUCCUCCAGAUGGGCUUGGAUUGGUCCUGGAGGCCCAGCUGUGCUGCUGAUGGUGUACCGGCAUGGCCAGGAGCAGCCCGGAGGGGAGCCCGGAGAGACCCUGGCCCUCACCACCCACCCCGGCCCCCACCUGCACUGACACUGGCUGCUGCCAGCCCAAGUCCUCAGAGUUCCUGAGACUGAAAACCACAGCAGUGUGCUCAGCCCCAGGGACGGAGUGGCCCGAUCUCACCACGUCUGCCCUCUCAGCUGCCCGGCUGGAGCCUGGGGCCUGGGUGAAGUGCUCCUCCUGCCUCACCACAGGACUGGGGACCCCGGCUGCCACGUGCCCCUGCAGUUUCCCACCAACAGAGCCUGAUGGCUCCCUUCCUUGUGCCAAGUCACCUGGGAGCCCCUGGUCCUGGUGGCCCCUCCGCCCCCACGCUGUCCACCCAGGACCACUUCUGGGAGCCUGCCAGCCGGCCUGCCAACUCCACCUGCCGAUCUUCGGGGACGGCCUCAGGAAAAGGAGAGCAACACGGGCUGUGUAAGGUGGGAGGAGGGCCCGGGGCCUCCUUGGGGAUGGUGCACAGAUGUGCCCCUUCCUUUCAAGCCCAGGUCUCCCGUUUGGGAGACUCGAUCCGCAGCUCCAGCCUCUUCCUGGGCUGGCCAGGGAGGAAGCAGACCUGAGACUGGCAUGAGGGAGGCCCCUCACUGACUGUGGGCUGGUGUCCCACAGGGGAAAUAUGUCUCUGACCUCAGGGUCCCCCGGCCUCAUAGACCCACUCCCCUGCCAGGAAGCUCCUCCCCAUCCGGGGGGACCCCGGAAGCCCUCCAGCUCUGGCUCUGGCUGUCUGCUCAGAGGGAAAGGCUGGGGAAGGGGCCAGCCGCCAGCCAGUCCUUAGCCUGUUCCUGCGCUGCUUUUCUUACCAUUUUGGCCUUGAGUAGUGUGAGCUGUUUCUGCUUUCCCACCUCCCCCAGCCCUCCUGGGCCCUGGCUGCUUGACUGGCUCUCAGUGCACUUUACUUGUUAGCCGUCUGUGUUCCAGGCAGCGGAAAUUCUGCCAAUCAGAGACACCAACCUGAAUAAGAUGUCUCAGUUUUCUGUUUGUGGUCACUCUGUUCUUGUCAGAAAUGUUCCUGUUUCUGGUGUUGUUCACAACUUGUUGUCUAAGUUAUUAAAAGGUUCUCAAGUUCAAUAAAGUAAAUAAAACUGGA
This is a messenger RNA of Pipistrellus kuhlii (Kuhl's pipistrelle), 2166 nucleotides long. RefSeq names its product small integral membrane protein 10-like protein 2A. The transcript is spliced from 3 exons. The record is from RefSeq and is a predicted model, not a curated record. The coding region runs from base 201 to 437 and encodes 78 amino acids. NCBI's taxonomy places the organism in Eukaryota, Metazoa, Chordata, Mammalia, Chiroptera, Vespertilionidae.